Sinocyclocheilus rhinocerous is the source of this 1535-nucleotide messenger RNA. Its product is annotated as ras-related protein Rap-2a-like. The record is from RefSeq and is a predicted model, not a curated record. Lineage: Eukaryota; Metazoa; Chordata; Actinopteri; Cypriniformes; Cyprinidae. The transcript is spliced from 5 exons. Gene Ontology annotation, molecular function: GTP binding; GTPase activity. Gene Ontology annotation, cellular component: membrane. Bases 1 to 540 code for a protein of 179 amino acids. Gene Ontology annotation, biological process: signal transduction.
AUGGUUUAUUUCUUUCAGGCCGUUCCUCAUGCUCUGUUGGCUAAGCGUGUGGCUCUGGAGCAGACAGCAGCAGCAGGAUGUCUGUUUAACCGCGGCCCACCUGGUCAGCCCACCACUGCAGACGGCCACAGCAUUACUCCCUACACAGUUCCCAUGAUGCUCGGUGCACCAGCUGUUCCUGCUGUCAGCCCUUAUGUUGCUGCUGCCACAGCAAACGCCAGUCAGAUAAUCCUAAAUCUGGUGAACCAGCAGAGCUUCCAGGACAUCAAGCCCAUGAGAGACCAGAUCAUCCGAGUCAAGAGGUAUGAGAAGGUUCCUGUGAUCCUGGUGGGGAAUAAGGUGGAUCUGGAGAGUGAGCGGGAGGUGUCCGUGAGGGAGGGACAGGCGCUGGCCGAGGAGUGGGGCUGUCCGUUCAUCGAGACGUCUGCCAAGAGCAAGACCAUGGUGGACGAACUCUUUGCCGAGAUCGUACGGCAGAUGGACUUCGCGGCACAGCCGGAUAAAGAUGAUCCGUGCUGCUCCUCCUGCAAUAUACAAUAACCCCCCAACACACACACAGAACUCACAUUACAGUAGCUUUGAUAGACCUUCUAGUGUCCACGGUUUUCCAUCAUUCUGUAUCUGCGCACUGACAGUAACUUUGAGGAUUUUUUUUUCUUGUCACUUUAAAUCCUGACUAACUCAACCACAGGAAGAGCACUUGCCUUAGGUUUCACGUUUCCUGUUUGAGCAGGAACCUUCAGUGGCGAUGAGUUGGACUUUUAUGUUCUUGGUCUUGUGGUAUUGAUGAUUUUAUCUGAGUUUGUCACCAGGUCAAAGAGAGAGAGAGAAAAUAAGAGGGUUCUUAGCCAUAUGCUUGAUAUAGCCAUAUAAUCAUUUAAUGAAGACUUUCUAAUUGUCCAUUUAUUUGGGAAUAGAUCCCUCAAAGUCAUCGGUAUCUCAACUGAAACAUUAAGAGGUAGAAAAACAGUUAGCUUUGUUCCAAAACCUAGUUAGCCGCCUACCUAGACAGUAUGUUAAAUCCCAAAGUAUGUUCCCUAUGGUUUCACAGAAUGCAUUGCGGUGAGCUCUGAAAAAUUCCUCCAGGAUGGUGGAUGAGAUUCUAAAUAUAUUUGAAUUUCAUUCCACUCCAUAAUAGUUUGCUGAAAAAUUAAUAAGGUGUGUUUGCAUGUGUUUUUAUGCAUUGCACACACAAGUAUCAUGCUGUUAGCUUAACGGCAUGCUAAUGUCAAACUCUCCGAAUCCAAGUGUAUGAGCUUCACAUAAGCAACUGUAUAUGUGUGAUGCAGAGUAGGGCUGAAUGAUUAAUCAAAGUAAAAUCGAAAUCGCAAUAUGGGUUUGUGUAAUUAUCAAAUCUCAAAGGCUGCGGUUUAAAUGCAAAAAAUAUAUGUUGGAAGUUUCUGAGUGAAAUUGUGAUCAGUGCUUUCAGUUGCUUAUAAAACAUUUAUAAACCUGCAGCCAACAAAGGAGAAUCUUUAAAGUCGGCAUGAAACAGAAGUUACGAUUGUAUUUUCUUCCCUAUUGUUAAUUCUCGG